This is a messenger RNA of Pyricularia pennisetigena, 1581 nucleotides long. RefSeq lists its product as uncharacterized. The transcript has 2 exons. Gene Ontology annotation, molecular function: protein binding. The record is from RefSeq and is a predicted model, not a curated record. Bases 1 to 1581 code for a protein of 526 amino acids. Lineage: Eukaryota; Fungi; Ascomycota; Sordariomycetes; Magnaporthales; Pyriculariaceae. Gene Ontology annotation, biological process: ribosomal large subunit assembly. Gene Ontology annotation, cellular component: nucleolus.
AUGGCGACCGUCGCCCCGCCGCCCUCCAAGCGGCAACGCCGCGAGCAGGCCGCCAGAGCCACCACCCAACAGGACGUGACGGCGGUCCUCGCCCCUCCGACAGGCUCCUUCCGGGCCCGCUUCGUCUCUGGCUCUGACGGCUCGCCCCUAGCGGACGCCGUGGAGAUCCCGCUGGCCGAUGCCUCGGAGAAGAACGUGUCGCUGCUGCUCAACACCCUCCUGGGCCGCGAUGCCGACGAGUCCGUCCCCUACCGCUUCCGCAUCCUGCUACCCCCCAGCAAGGACAACAAGGAGGAGAUAGUCAUAGACAGCUACCCUUCGGACCUUGGGGCGCUGCUGCGCCAGCACGGCAUCGAAGACGCCUUCGAAACGACGCUGACGCUCGCGGCCGAGCCUCAGGCCGUGUUCAAGGUGCAGGCGGUCAGCCGGUUGGCGCACCGCAUCCCAGGCCACGGCGAGCCUAUCCUCUGCGCGCAGUUCAGCCCGGCGUCGUCGGCGCGGCUCGCGACCGGCUCCGGCGACAACACGGCGCGCAUAUGGGACUCGGAGACGGGGACGCCCAAGCACACGCUCAAGGGUCACGCCGGCUGGGUCCUUGGCGUGAGCUGGUCGCCCGACGGCACGCGGCUGGCCACGUGCAGCAUGGACAAGACGGUGCGCAUCUGGGACCCGGAGACGGGCAAGCAGGUCGGUGCCGAGCUCAAGGGUCACGCAAAGUGGGUUCAGGGCAUCGCGUGGGAGCCGCUGCACCUGUGGCGCGACGGGACCCCGAGGCUGGUGUCGGCGAGCAAGGACUUUACGGCCAGGAUAUGGACGGUCAACACGGGGCGGACCGAGCACGUGCUGAGCGGACACAAGGGGAGCGUCAGCUGCGUGCGCUGGGGCGCCGGCAACGGCACCGGCGUCGUGUACACGGCGUCGCACGACAAGACGGUCAAGGUCUGGGACGCCGUCAAGGGUACCAUGCUACACGACCUCAAGGCCCACGCCCAUUGGGUCAACCACCUCGCGCUCUCGACCGACUUUGUCUGCCGGACCGGCUUCUUUGACCAUACCAAGACGGUACCUGCCACGGCCGGGGAGAAGACAGCCAAGGCCAAGGAGAGAUACGAAAAGGCGGCCAGGGUCGGCGGCAAGAUUGUUGAGCGGCUCGUCAGCGCCAGUGACGACUUUACCAUGUAUCUGUUUGACCCGUUAAACAAUGGGACGAAACCCAUCGCCAGAAUGAUAGGGCACCAAAAGCAGGUCAACCACGUCACCUUCUCGCCUGACGGGUCGAUGAUUGCUAGUGCCGGUUGGGAUAACGCCACCAAGCUGUGGAACGCCCGAGAUGGCAAGUUCAUCAACACGCUCCGAGGCCAUGUGGCGCCGGUCUACCAAUGCUCGUUCUCUGCCGAUUCGAGGCUGCUAGUUACGGCUUCCAAGGACACCACUCUCAAGGUCUGGAACGUGAGGACGGGCAAGCUUGCAACUGAUCUUCCGGGCCAUGAGGAUGAGGUCUACGGUGUGGACUGGAGCCCGGACGGCCAGCGCGUCGGAUCCGGCGGCAGAGACAAAGCAGUUCGACUUUGGAGAAAUUAA